Notolabrus celidotus (New Zealand spotty) is the source of this 2436-nucleotide messenger RNA. It is a transcript of the gene stx5a, whose product is annotated as syntaxin 5A. NCBI's taxonomy places the organism in Eukaryota, Metazoa, Chordata, Actinopteri, Labriformes, Labridae. Bases 257 to 1246 code for a protein of 329 amino acids. Gene Ontology annotation, biological process: vesicle fusion; intracellular protein transport; endoplasmic reticulum to Golgi vesicle-mediated transport. The transcript is spliced from 12 exons. Gene Ontology annotation, molecular function: SNAP receptor activity; SNARE binding. The record is from RefSeq and is a predicted model, not a curated record. Gene Ontology annotation, cellular component: endomembrane system; SNARE complex; Golgi membrane.
AAUGCCGGAAAUGACCCGGAUCGGAACUUUAACUCCUGGGUUGAUGAGUUUUCACCAGAAACAUCGACGGCUCUCCAAAUGAUGUGAUAUCGACUGAAACAUGUGUGUACAUCUGCCCAUUAAGGAUACCCCACCUUGGAUGUGAGUCGGUCACCACUCCUUGAGGUCGUCAUAUUACUCCAUCACACAGUCCAGAAGAGAAGGACCCAACUGUCCCAGGUGGUCAUCAGUCUGUUGACCUCCCACCAGCGGCAAGAUGACGUGCCGUGACCGGACACUCGAGUUCCAGUCAGCCUGUAAAUCUCUCCAGGGCAGACCGAAUGGAGUGCAGCCCAGCAAACCCGCUCUUAGCGCCCUCAGGCAGCGCAGUGACUUCACAGUUAUGGCCAAGAGAAUUGGAAAGGACCUGAGCAAUACAUUUGCCAAACUGGAAAAGCUCACUAUUUUGGCAAAAAGAAAAUCCUUGUUUGACGACAAGGCAGUGGAGAUUGAGGAGCUAACUUAUAUUAUUAAACAAGACAUCAACAGUCUAAACAAACAAAUUGCACAGCUGCAGGACUUAGUCAGGUCCCGUGGCGCUCCAGGUGGACGACAUAUCCAGAGCCACUCUAACACUAUAGUAGUGUCAUUACAGUCUAAACUGGCUUCGAUGUCCAAUGACUUCAAAUCAGUCUUAGAAGUCAGAACAGAGAACCUGAAGCAGCAGCGCAGCAGGAGAGAGCAGUUCUCCCAGCCUCCCGUCUCGUCUUCUCCUCUGAUGGCCAACAACUUCAGGAGCCGCAAAAAAGGGGCCCAGGAGCCGCAUGCAGCUCGCGAGCAGCGCUAUGACUACCAGGGCUAUACAACCUCAAAUUUAAAAGAGAGCUCAGUGCUGAUGCAGGAUGAAUCCAAGAGUAUGGGGGAAGUAGCCAUCAACAUGGACUCUCAGACCAAUCCCAUGCAACUCCAGCUUAUUGAUGAGCAGGAUUCGUACAUCCAGAGCCGUGCAGACACCAUGCAGAACAUUGAGAGCACCAUAGUUGAACUGGGCUCUAUAUUCCAGCAGCUGGCACACAUGGUCAAAGAGCAGGAGGAGACCAUCCAGAGGAUUGAUGCCAACGUCGAGGACACCCAGCUGAACGUAGAGGCUGCCCACACUGAGAUCCUCAAAUACUUCCAGUCAGUCUCAUCCAAUCGUUGGUUGAUGAUCAAGAUAUUUCUCGUCCUGGUCGUCUUCUUCAUUGUCUUUGUGGUUUUCUUCGCUUAACGUAAAGAGGAGCAGCUGAGUGGAGGGAAAAAGCACACAGCAAAGGGAAUUUAUGCUGAAACUGGAUUACGAAGACAUGUCCAGCCAACAUGUGUGAAAAUAUUUGAAGGAGGCUUCUCUGACAACGUGAUGGUUUGAUUAAGGCUUGGGAGACUUUCUGAUUAAUACAGACUCUUGGGUUGGUCCUGAGCCACAGACUCUAAAUAUUAACUCGACUAUUCAGAGAAGAAUGAAGAUGUCGAACUCUGUUCAAUGAAAGAAUAAAUUAUCUUAAGUCCCCACUUUGUAUAGAGAGCAAAAAAACUGCUCUGUAUUGUACCUUGACCUAAUAUUCAUAAACAUUUAAUCAAAAUGGCUAAUUUUAUGGUUUGAUUCUGCAAACUGUCUUUUUAGUUUUGGUUUAUUUUUUCUUGUUCACCCCCUUUACCACAGGUCAUUCAUUAUUAUAAAUAUUAUUUCAAAGCCAAACGACAGACCUGGAGUUUAUUAUGAGGUAAUUUUUCUCCUUUGUUUUCUUGCUUUUAACUGAAGAGCAUGACUGUCACCUGUUUCAACAGUUCUCCUGUAACACCAUUUAGUAAUGAUGUGAAAUAUUUUUUAUUCAGACAUGUUCUGUUCUGCUUUCAAAGUUUUUUUUUUGCCAAAUGGGUACUUUUAUCAAACGAUGACUCAAUGAAUAAACACUGGUUUGGGUCCAGCAUUACCAAAAGGCUGCAGCAGCCAGCUGAAGGGAGGUUUGCUGAAAUAAUCCAGGCUUUAUCUGUAAGAGAGGUCGAUGAUAACCUACUUAACCACACUAUUGUAAAUGAAACUGUUGGGUUGAACGGUUAAAAUAUAACUUAGUUUGGCCACAACUUAUGAGUCAAGUAUCUGAACAGGCUCCAGGUUUGACAUCAGAGCUGAUGAAGGGGUUGGGCUGGUUGAGUGACUCAGUCAGCCAGAUUCCCUGGAAGUGUCUGGUUGUUUGUCACUGUUGUAGUUAUUAACCACAUCUUCUUCUGUCCAAUUUACUGGAUGUUAUUUAAAUGACUACAGUUUUUUAAGGAGAAAUACUUCUUUUCCUAUCUUUUCCUGCAUCUGUUUUUUUUUUUUAGCCAAAUGCCUUGACUUAAUUGUAUAAAGUGCAAAUAGUGAAAAUGAUGUAUUGAUAAGAAAGUGCAUAUUAAUAAAAUAUCGAUGGGCUACUGGAA